CUCAAUUAUACCAGAUGGCAGAAGGAGGUGAACAUAGCAUUUCAGUGCGAGGCUCUGAUGCAGACUUUGAGUACUUGUGUACACCAUGCGCUGACGAUGGCAACGAUGAACAGGCGUUGAAGUACUGUCCGGAGUGUAAAGAAUAUCUUUGUGCUGCGUGUAUAAAAUGUCAUCUUAAAUUUUCUGCAACGAAGAAACACACGCUGUAUGACAACGAAUACCAACAUUAUGAGGGAGAUUCAGUUGAUACCACAUCAGACGAGGAACAUGGGUUUAAAUGUGUCUUCCAUCCAGACAGGGAUAUCGAGAUUUACUGUGGUGAUCAUGACAUGGUGUACUGUGCUCUAUGUGUUGCUAAAGAACACAGACAAUGUAGUGGAAUUCUAGAGCUCGAAGAAGCAGCCGAUAAAAUUCCUGUAAACAAGCAAGAGAACAUAUUGCACCAGAUUGACUGUUUGCAAGUUAAAAUACAAGUAAGUAGGCAGAAGAAAGAAGUCAAUCUGAUUGCUCUAGAUCAGGACAAAAAUGAUAUUCUAAAAACCAUUGAAGACGUAGAACGUAUGAUGAUUAACAAAGUCAAGGCUUUAGCAUCAGACGCGAAAGCAAACACUUGCACUAGAUAUGAUAGUCUGAAAAAGGACAUUCAAGAUGAAGAUUUAGUACUUUUGCGUGCUAUAACUGAUACUGUUGAAUUAAGAAAGAAAUUGGAAACCCAAGCUGAUUUAGAUGCAAAAUGGCAAUUUACAAGGUACAUUUUACAUAGAUAUAUCAUUGCCAAAGCAGAGAAUAUGCAUGAUCGGGUAGAAAAAGAUGAAAAGAAAAUGAAAUGUUUCAAAAAUGAUGAGCUCAUACAAAAAGUAUCAACAGCUGAUUGCCUUGUUCAAGUUGUUGGAAGUAAAAUUAGCGUAAAAAACAAUGACAAGCCAAUUCACCAAAAGUCACGGAAAGAAGUAAUUAUAAAAGGAAAUGGAGACAUUGAGACAUGUAGUAUAUACGGAAUUUGUCAGCUUACAGAUGAAACAAUAGUAUUAGCUGAUCACACUAAUAAGAAACUUAAACGUUUGGAUAAAGACUUCAGUAUCAUAGACAGUCUCAAAUUGGAAUCGAAUCCUGUAAGCCUUUGUUUGACAGGCAAAACUGAGGUUGCUGUUAAACUGAAAAAUGACACCAUACAGUUUAUUUCCAUUACCGACAAAUUCAUUGAAAAACAGUUGAUAAAUUUAGAAGGUGGAUACCAUAUUGGGCUUAUUUUUAAUUGUAACGAACUUUGGAGCUAUUCUGGGACAGGCAUUAAUGCCUGUAACAGAGAAGGAUUAAUUAUAAAAUCUUUCAAUAAAAAUUCAUUCGAAGGAACACUUUUCAAUCCUCUUGGGAAACAUCUUAUUCCUAUUGCAGCAGACAAAGAGUUUAUAUACAUAUCUGAUUUGAAAAGUCAAGUAGCAUGUAUAGACAGGGAAGGAAACGUAUGGUCGGUUAUUAAAGCUGAGAGACUAGAGUUGAUAACAAGGGCUUGUUUUGCACCGAAUGGUAUCAUGUUUCUCGCAGGGUAUACAUCGGGAAAUAUAAUGAUUCUCAAUGAAAAAGGAAAAUGUUUAGGAGAAUUGGUAGACGGCUUAAUCAAUCCAGACUCUCUCUGUUAUGACAACAAGAACCAUCAACUCAUUAUUGGACACAAAAACAAAGAUAUUUUAACAAUAAUAACAACAGAUGAAUGUUUAUAAAAAUAUUAGUGUGAGCAAACGAAUUUUGAUCUGAAAAAAGAAACAUGAAAAGAAAAUUAUUGAA
This is a messenger RNA of Ruditapes philippinarum (Manila clam), 1785 nucleotides long. RefSeq lists its product as uncharacterized. Gene Ontology annotation, cellular component: chromatin; nucleoplasm. The record is from RefSeq and is a predicted model, not a curated record. Gene Ontology annotation, molecular function: ubiquitin-protein transferase activity. Gene Ontology annotation, biological process: positive regulation of DNA-templated transcription. NCBI's taxonomy places the organism in Eukaryota, Metazoa, Mollusca, Bivalvia, Venerida, Veneridae. The coding region runs from base 15 to 1721 and encodes 568 amino acids. The transcript is spliced from 2 exons.